This is a messenger RNA of Phymastichus coffea, 1208 nucleotides long. RefSeq names its product male-enhanced antigen 1. NCBI's taxonomy places the organism in Eukaryota, Metazoa, Arthropoda, Insecta, Hymenoptera, Eulophidae. The coding region runs from base 736 to 1206 and encodes 156 amino acids. Gene Ontology annotation, biological process: spermatogenesis. The record is from RefSeq and is a predicted model, not a curated record. The transcript has 2 exons.
AGCUUUUCAGACCUGCUAUGGAACGAGUCCUAAAACGCGAUUUCCUAUACCUUACGCCGGUAUAGGUUAGAAGGUCAUAUUUGUUUUUAAUUCCCUGAUAAUACCAAUUGUUUAAUGGAAAUACAAGUGUGAGAGCAAAAUUGGUUACUAUUAUUUAUAUAAAAUGAAUCCACUUUAUCCAAAAGAUAUUGCAUAAUUAUUAAGAAAAUUAGCAAUAAAAUUUUAAUUUGUUAAUAACUUCUUGUAAAUAUUUCCUACAAAGGCAGCAACUUUUUUUUGAAGAGAGCAUCUUGAGAGCAAUUGUUUAAGAUUUUCAAUUGAUCGAUUAUUUAAUUGAUGUACGCCUUUCUAUCAUAAGUAAUAAAAAAAUUGGGUGGAGGUAUCAAGGAAGUUAUCUGUUUCUGUUUAUGUACAGAAUACGUCGUAAAUCAUCUACUCCCCCUUAAUAAUCAUUUGCUAUUUAUUUACGAGAAUUGAAAAUUUAAUUUGAAUGUCUAGUUAACUUUUAUAAAUCAAAAUCUUAAUUGUCAUAGAAAUUAAAGUGCAAUUACGUAGAACCGAGCGGUUAUUUUGUGUUGUGUAAAUGAAAGGUUACGUUUGACAAAACAAAUAUAUAAAAUUAAAGUUAAAGUGAAUUUUAGCAUCAUAAAUUUAUAUUUAGACAAACAAAUAAAUUAAUCACUUCUAUCGAUUAUAAAUAUUGAUUCGGAAAGACAAAAAUUGAAAAAAAAAGCAAUGGCACCAGAACCAACGCAAGAACCUGUAGAUAAGUUAGACACUUCAAAUUUAAAUGUUAAUGUGAUUACUACACAAGAAUCUGAUAGUGAAGAUGAAGAUGUUGGUAUGUCAGGAUAUAUGCCACUUUCUCAAGUUCCAAUUGAAGGAGAACCUCUAGAAGAUGAUGAUGACGAUGAAGAAGAAUUUGAAUGGAAUUCAGCACCUACAGAAGAUCAACAAACAGAAUUAGAAUCAAAUCAUGUAGCAGAUUCAUCUGUUCCUCCAGAAACUCUAGAAGUUUGGUCAUCACCAUGCAAUCCUUCAAAUAUAGAGUUAACUUCAGAUAAAAUUAAUGAAGUAAAGUCAGCGAUGGCAUCAUUUACAUUACCUAGCACAGCAAUACCAGAAUGGGCAAACUCUAUAUCAGAAGAUCAAUGGAAAGAGCAGCUUAUUCAUCGUAUAAAAGAGAUACAAAAGGAUAAAAAUUAAAA